UUAGGCAACAGAAAUCAACAUCCAGAAAGUGUCGGCUAUGUUUGAGAGAAACGAAAGUAGAAGGAGAAGAUAUAACAGAACAAUUUAUAACACGAAUGACGGUUGGCACGAAUGGCACGGUUGGGACAACCCAACGAAGCCAAAAGGUGCCACGAAUGGCACGGCUGGCACAGGAUGACAGGGCUUCGCCGGUUGGCGCCCCUGGUCUUCCUUAGAUAAGUGGCGGGCCAGCAUGCGGCCCCAGCCUCAAAGUGCCCAGCCGAUCCACCGCGCAGCCGAUGCGUGAGGGCGGGGACGCAGGCAAGCCGUGGCUUAUAUUAGAUGGCGGGCCGGAUGUGUGGCUGUGAACCGCGGGCGGCAAAGGAGGGCGGAGCAAAUGCAAGGCGCCCGAAGAGCGCCCGGCUUGCGGAGGUUACUGAAGCGCAACGCUGUGGAGGGUGUGGGAGGUGGAUUUUUCACAUUAUAAGACGCCACCUCGUCGAAAUAAUCGUAACAGCCGCGGAGCUGGAGCACGAGCACUGGGAGCUCCAGGAGCAGGUCCUGGAAUACUUGGAGCAGCUGCCGGAGCGCCACCCGCUCCAGGAGCAGCGCCUGGAGCCCUGGGCGCAGCACCAGCGCCUUCCGUUCCAAAGCCCGCUUUUCCCCUAUUCACGGAGGGUCGAAAUUUGUUCGAACUGGAGACUGCCAUAG
Amoebophrya sp. A25 is the source of this 690-nucleotide messenger RNA. The record is from the annotation of a GenBank genome assembly. NCBI's taxonomy places the organism in Eukaryota, Dinophyceae, Syndiniales, Amoebophryaceae.